GAAUUAUGAAUGGUAUUAAAUGGAACUCUACGCUACACUACUAUCAUCAUAGGACUAAUACCCGAGAUGUGAAGGCUAAUUAUUGUCUUGUAUAAGAUAAUUUCUGCAACAGGCCAUCCAAAAUGGAUUUUAAUUCUAUUGGAUUUUAAUGCUUAGUGCUUGUCUUCUUAAAAUGAAAAAGAAAAAUGUGAGUUGAUUUUCUUGUUUUUCUACCUGUAGAGGGGAACUCUUCGUACACUUUGCGAAGCAUUUGUUUCAAUCAAAAAAGUGAUUUCUUCGAAAUUUUCAUAUAUUUUUUUUUAUGGAUAUCUAAUUUUGUGGAGAAAGUUUUCAUAGGUACUUGAAUAAUCUUCAUCGCAUGAUGAAAUAUGAUCUCAUAUACAAACGUAUUAUUAUUUGCCCUGACGCUUAAACAUCUACCCGACACUAGAGAUUUGCUGAUCAGAUAUGAGGCUCAACAGAUACGGACUGAAUGGAUUAAUAUUAACAUAUCUAACAUUGUUUGAGAUCAUUUCUUUGACACAAGCUUGUAUUCUUUUGCUAAAUGGUUGGGCCCCCCUUUCUGUGUACAACCGAACGCUACUAGCGGAUGUGGUAGUUUCAGGAUAUGUACACGAAACUUAUAAAGACCUCAGAUCCAAAGAUUUUACUUACAGUGCCAAAAUAGAGCUGAUUACCAUAUAUAAAGGUCAGCAACUGGUCGAAAAACUUACCCCCGUGUCGAAGAACACUUUUGUCAUAAGUAAUUUCGGGGAUAAGAAAAUGUGUUAUGCCGACAUCUCCGAAGAUGAAAUCUACAUAUUGUUUUUGACAAUAUACAAGGAAAGACUGUCGGCGAAAUACGAUGAUAUCUUUGGUGCUGCCACUGAGCUUACAAAAACCAAAGAAGAAGAAAUACUCACACAGCUAGGUUGGAAUUUUUGGUCUCCAUGGGAAUCCUGCAGCGCUACUUGUGGACAAGGAACUCAGAUCCGAAAACGAGGCUGUACUGACAGCGUGACUUCCUGUACUAGCGCAGUUUCAGAGAGGAGAUCAUGUAACGAAUUCUCUUGUAAAGGAGCAACAGAUAUACUCAAAACAUUAGGACUACCGAAACUUCCUCACGGGGUAUCAAUAGAACCUAACAGGACUUCGGCUUACACUAUAAGCAGUGAAGCCAAUUUAUAUAUCCCUCUCUCAGACCUCUACAGAGGAAAAUUUCCAAAGGAUUUCUCUAUAUUAAUCACCGCAAAGCUUAACAUAUCGUCGGAAGGAUAUUUAUUAACAUUUAGUGAUAUCAUGGGCCAACAGAAAAUGGCCAUAAAGUAUGGAAAAAGACUUAUCUUAGAGUACUACGAUCAAAACGGGCUACCUGGGCCUAAAUCUCCCGGAUUUGUAGAGAAUCUCAGCGAUUCUGCCUGGCACCAGUUCGCCUUCAGUGUGGAAGAUCAACAAGUGACUCUUUUUAUUGACUGUGAGAAAGUGAGAUCACAGUUUUUUGGGAGAAGUAAAAACCCCUAUGUCGGAGUGAACUUAAUGCUUGCUUUGGGACCCUACUUUGCAAGGCAUGGGAGUCCAUUUCAGGGAUCCAUAGAACAACUACUUAUUGUGAAGAAUUCAAAUGCAGCCGUACAACAGUGUUCCAGUAAACUGCAAAACGGGGAAAAUACAUUUGGGACAGAGAAAGCAGUUAAAGACGACAGUCAGGUCAACGUGGCCCAGAAAUUAACACAGUCUGAACAAUCGAAGCCGGACUACAUCGGAGACAGAACAACAUUUAAAAACACGUCCACAGCAGCUAUAAAUACUCAAGAGACAUCAAAUGUUUUUGUUGAUUGGUCAGAAUGGUCUACAUGCAGUGCGUCUUGUGGGAUGGGCUUCCAGUCCCGCACUCGUUACUGUGGUAACAAUGACCUUGAAAAUUGCUUAGAUAAAGAAAAUCAACUAAUUCAGACGAGACCUUGUGGGGGAAAGACAUGUUCUGAUGCAGGGUCAGUCAAAGAGUGUAAGAAAAGAUGUCAUAAUGGCGGCUCCUGCAAACGAGACGGAAGUUGUGCAUGUCCAAAGGGUUACAAAGGGAAAAAGUGCCAAAAAGCUAUUUGCAAACCACGCUGUAAAAACGGCGGGAAGUGCGUUCGCCCUGGGGUCUGUGUUUGUCCUCGAGGCUAUUUACAACCAACAUGUAAAGUUGGCUGUAGUAUAAAGUGCCAAAAUGGUGGAAUAUGCUGGAAAAGAAGGAGAUGCAAAUGUAAAAAGGGCUAUAAGGGAAAAGACUGUUCAAUACCGAUUUGUCGGCGUGGGUGCAGUAAUGGCGGGAAAUGUGUUGCACCAAGUAAGUGUUCCUGUCGGCAGGACUAUAGAGGAAGACGAUGCCAGAAAGCUAUCUGCAAACCUAAAUGCAAAAACGGCGGAUCAUGUAUAUUUCCAAACGUUUGCAAGUGCAAGGCGGGAUUUUAUGGGUCUCAUUGCGAAAAGUAUAAGUGUAGGAGAAGAUGUAAAAAUGGUGGGUUUUGCGUUGGACCAAAUAAAUGUAGCUGUCAACCGGGGUACUCAGGGAAAUGGUGCCAUAUAGGGCGAUGCAACCAACCAUGUCUGAAUGGCGGGAAAUGUAGAAAUAACAAAUGUCGAUGCACAGCGGGUUGGAAAGGCAAAAGAUGCUCAAUUAGAGGCUGCAGUUAUACUCGGUACACCGUGCCAUAUGAUAGGUCCUACAAGAGAAUGGUCAGGGAGGAAUAUAUCACGAAAUGUGGUCCUUGGAGCUGGAAGUCUUGUGUCAAAACCAGAAUUCGUUAUGAAAUCGUAACCAAAACAAUGUACAGAGCAUCGUAUAAAUGUGUUUGAGAAAAAAGGGAAAUUACACGAAAGAAAAAGCCGGAAAUAUUUGUCAUAGUUAAGACCUCAUUUAUUAAAGAAGACCUUCACGAUGGUAAACAAAUAUGGAUUCGAGUAUAGAGGAGGUCCACCUCAGAGAAUCGAUGGAUUCCAUGCAAACAUUUCCGGUCUUUUUUUGUGGACCGGAAGUUAUCAAAGACAAAACAUAAAAUGAUAUAUGUGGAUCAUAAUUCAUGAAUAUAGUGAGAGAAAGAAAAAUACCGAGCUUAAGAAAUUUGCUACUACACGGCUGGAACCGUGACGUCAGAGAAAUAUGGAUUUUUCAAUCCUAUCUAUAUAUAUCCUCAUCUUUGAUAUACCUCAGUUCACAGUCUGUACCUACAUUCCAUAUCAGAUGUCUUUUAUACAAUGGUUCUGUUGCAUAUAAACUUCAGAGAAAAUGGCAAAAAUAUGUGGUAUUUUAUAUUUAUACCAAAGAACUAUCACUUGAUACUCAACCGCCUAAAUGAUUUUGCUUUGUUGAGAUUGUAACCUACCCUAUUUUGUUUCAAUAUUUUUCUACAUUUAUGUGUUUUUUAUCAAUUCACAUUUCAUAAGGAUUGAAAGAUUCCAUAGCAUGAAAGUAAAUUAUUGAUUGUAUAUUUUUACAUAUAUCUUGCCAUGAUAUAAA
Messenger RNA from Saccostrea echinata, 3481 nucleotides. RefSeq names its product protein kinase C-binding protein NELL2-like. Gene Ontology annotation, biological process: receptor clustering; G protein-coupled acetylcholine receptor signaling pathway; anatomical structure development. Gene Ontology annotation, cellular component: extracellular region; cell surface. The transcript is spliced from 15 exons. Bases 448 to 2820 code for a protein of 790 amino acids. Lineage: Eukaryota; Metazoa; Mollusca; Bivalvia; Ostreida; Ostreidae. Gene Ontology annotation, molecular function: laminin binding; signaling receptor binding. The record is from RefSeq and is a predicted model, not a curated record.